AUGGACGCCGAUAACGAAUUCUACUGCGCCCGUCUCCGCGCGCUUCAAGGAGUCGAUGAGACUGCUGAACAGGUGGUUCUGCGUCUUAAUGUUGCCGGCGUUCUUGAAAAUACGUAUAUCUUUUAUACCUCCGAUAAGGAUAUUCGCGUACCGAUGUUAAUUCGUGAACCUGGGAUUCCGGUUGGUUGGAAGGUUGACUUCGUAACUACGCUUGUUGAUCUUGCGCCGACUAUCUUUGAGGUCGCGAGGUUAGAGUUUAAGGAGGAGUUCGAUAUAAGUCAGGUGCCACUGACGACAGGAGAAAUUGAAGAGGAAAGGUCAUCGUGGGGGCAGCAUGAGUACGUCAAUGUCGAGUAUGAAACAAAGCCGGAUUUGAAGGGGAGACGAGUAGAGCGCCGAAUGGAAGCCCAAUCGCCUUCCGGAACAACACUUGCAAGGCGCUCAGAGCUCUUGGAUCGGGCUAUAAUCUAUAUUAUUUGGUAUGGUACACGAAUGAACAUGAGCUUUAUUAUUUGA
Messenger RNA from Aspergillus alliaceus, 516 nucleotides. RefSeq lists its product as uncharacterized. The record is from RefSeq and is a predicted model, not a curated record. The transcript is spliced from 3 exons. Gene Ontology annotation, molecular function: N-acetylglucosamine-6-sulfatase activity; glycosaminoglycan binding. The coding region runs from base 1 to 516 and encodes 171 amino acids. Lineage: Eukaryota; Fungi; Ascomycota; Eurotiomycetes; Eurotiales; Aspergillaceae.